AGCCAUUCGCCACUACCAGAGCCUUCACACACUCGUCAGCCUGAUAUAACUAUGAUUAAAGCCACUGCACUCAUCGUCCUCGCCGCGUCCUUGUUCAUUUCGCCAUUUGCCGCGGCGCAGUGCACGUCAGGUGGCACGCGCCUGUGCUGCCUCAGCCUCGAGCCCUUCAGCGACAACGCAUAUGUCUGGAACAAUGAAUGCGGCAUCCAGGAGAGCGACGAAAGCAUCCUUGUCGGCUCGUUCUGUGACGAAAGCAGCGGUACAUGCCCCGAGGAAUGGUAUGACAUCUGCUGCGAAUCGACUGCAGUUUGCCAAUCUGGUGUCGACGGACCAGUCGGUCUCAACUGCUCCAGGAAUUAAUGUGUUGCUAUGUCAACAAUCCUAAAUAGCCUCGCCUUGAUUCGUGCUUCGUCAUCAAGCAACAGGAUGUACUGGUUAAUGAAAUAUAUCUUCCCAGAUACUCGGGCGCAUCAAAUCCAACGUUGACUUAUCUGUAGUAUGCCAGCUGGUCUCCACUGCAAAUUUGUAAUACACAAAGUUAUCAGUCCCGAAGAUCAAGAG
Molecule: messenger RNA, 561 nt
Organism: Phanerochaete carnosa HHB-10118-sp
Lineage: Eukaryota; Fungi; Basidiomycota; Agaricomycetes; Polyporales; Phanerochaetaceae
Exons: 4
Coding region: 52-360 (102 amino acids)
Source: RefSeq, a predicted model, not a curated record